Molecule: messenger RNA, 14385 nt
Organism: Paramuricea clavata
Lineage: Eukaryota; Metazoa; Cnidaria; Anthozoa; Malacalcyonacea; Plexauridae
Source: the annotation of a GenBank genome assembly
AUGGUUUCUGGCCGUGAGGACAAUGUUCCUGGCGGUGAGGACAAAGUUCCUGGCGGUGAGGACAAGGUUUCUGGCAGUGAGGACAAGGUCCCUGGCGGAGAGGACAAGGUACCUGGCGGUGAGGACAAGGUACCUGGCGAUGAGGACAAGGUUCCUGGCGCUGAGGACAUGGUUCCUGGCCGUGAGGACAAUGUUCCUGGCGGUGAGGACAAAGUUCCUGGCGGUGAGGACAAGGUUUCUGGCAGUGAGGACAAGGUCCCUGGCGGAGAGGAUAAGGUACCUGGCGGUGAGGACAAGGUACCUGCCGAUGAGGACAAGGUUCCUGGCGGUGAGGACAUGGUUCCUGGCCGUGAGGACAAUGUUCCUGGCGGUGAGGACAAAGUUCCUGGCGGUGACGACAAAGUCCUGGCGGUGAGGACAAGGUCUCUGGCAGUGAGGACAAGGUCCCUGGCGGAGAGGAUAAGGUUCCUGGCGGUGAGGACAAGGUCCCUGGCGGUGAGGGCAAGGUUCCUGGCGCUGAGGAAAAGGUUUUUCGCGUUGAGUACAAAUUUCCUGCCGGUGAGGACAAGGUUCCUGCCGGUGAGGACAAGGUUCCUGGCGGUGAGGACAAUGUUCCUGGCGGUGAGGACAAGGUUCCUGGCGUUGAGGACAAGGUUCCAAGCGGGGAGGACAAGGUUCCUGGCGCUGAGGAAAAGGUUUUUGGCGUUGAGUACAAAAUUCCUGCCGGCGAGGACAAGGUUCCUGGCCGUGAGGACAAGGUUCCUGGCGGUGAAGACAAGGUUCCUGGCGGUGGGGACUAGGUUCCAAGCGGUGAGGACAAGGUUCCUCGCGGUGAGGACAAGGUUUGUGACGCUGAGGAAAAGGUUUUUGGCCUUGAGUACAAAGUUCCUGGCGGUGACGUCAAUGUUCCUGGCAGUGAGGACACGGUUCCAAGCGGUGAGGACAGGGUUCCAGGCGCUGAAGAAAAGGUUUUUGGCGUUGAGUACAAAGUUUCUGGCGGUGAGGACAAGGUUCCUGGCGGUGAGGACAAGGUUCGCGGUAGUACGGACAAGGUUUCUGGCGGUGAGGACAAUGUUCCUGACGGUGUGGACAAGGAUCCAAGCGGUGAGGACAAAGUUCCUGGCGCUGAGGAAAAGGUUUUUGGUGUUGCGUACAAAGUUCCUGGCGGUGAGGACAAGGUUCUUGGCGGUGAGGACAAGGUUCCUGGCAGUAAGUACGAGGUUUCUGGCGGUGAAGACAAGGUUUCUGGCGGUGAGGACAAGGUUCCAAGCUGUGAGGACAAGGUUCCUGAUGCUGAGGAAAAGGUUUUUGACGUUGAGUACAAAGUUCCUGGCGGUGAGAACAAGGCUCCUGGCGGUGAGAACAAUGUUCCAAGCGGUGAGGACAAGGUUCCAGGCGCUGAGGAAAAGGUAUUUGGCGUUGAGUACAAAGUUCCUGGCGGUGAGAACAAGGUUCCUGGCAGUGACGACAAGGUUCCUGACGGUGAGGACAAGGUUCCUGGCAGUAAGGACAAGGUUCCUGGCAGUGCGGACAAGGUUACUGGCGUUGAGGACAAGGUUCCUGGCCGUGAGGACAAGGUUCCUAGCGCUGAGGAAAAGGUUUUUGGCUUUGACUACAAAGUUCCUGGCGGUGAGGACAAGGUUUCUGGCGGUGAGAACAAGGUUCCAAGCGGUGAGAACAAGGUUCCUAGCGCUGAGGAAAGGUUUUUGGCGUUGAGUACAAAGUUCCUGGCGGUGACGACAAGGUUACUGGAGGUGAAGACAAGAUUCCUGGCAGAGGGGACAAGGUUCCUGGCGGUGAGGACAAGGUUCCUGCCGAUGAGGCCAAGGUUUCUGGCGGUGAGGACAAGGUUCCUGGCGCUGAGGAAAAGGUUUUUGACGUUGACUACAAAGUUCCUAGCGGUGAGGACAAGGUUUCUGGCGGUAAGGACAAGGUUCCAAGCGAUGAGGACAAGGUUCCUAGCGCUGAGGAAAGGUUUUUGGCGUUGAGUACAAAGUUCCUGAAUGUGAGGACAAGGUUACUGGCGGUGAAGACAAGGUUCCUGGCAGUGGGGACAAGGUUCCUGGCGGUGAGGACAAGGUUCCUGGCUGUGAGGGCAAGGUUCCUGGCGGUGAGGACAAGGUUGCUGGCGGUGAGGACAAGGUUUUUGGCGUUGAGUACAAAGUUCCUGUCGGUGAGGACAAGGUUACUGGCGGUCAAGACAAGGUUCCUGGCAGUGGAGACAAUGUUCCUGGCGGUGAGGACAAGGUUCCUGGCGGUGAGGGCAAGGUUCCUGGUGGUGAGGACAAGGUUCCUCGCGCUGAGGACAAGGUUCCUGGCGGUGAGGAGAAGGUUCCUCGCGCUGAGGACAAGGUUCCAAGCGGUGAGGACAAGGUUCCUAGAGCUGAGGAAAGGUUUUUGGCGUUGAGUACAAAGUUGCUGGCGGUGAGGACAAGGUUCCUUGCGGUGAGGACCAGGUUCCUGGCGGUGAGGACAAGGUUCCUGGCGGUGAGGACAAUGUUCCAAGCGGCGAGGACAAGGUUCCUGGCGCUGAGGAAAGGUUUUUGGCGUUGAGUACAAAGUUCCUGGCGGUGAGGACAAGGUUACUGGCAGUGAAGACAAGGUUCUUGGCAUUGGGGACAAGGUUCCUGGCGGUGACGACAAGGUUGCUGGCGAUGAGGACAAGGUUCCCGGCAGUGAGGACAAGGUACCAACCGGUUAGGACAAGGUUCCUGGCGGUGAGGACAAGGUUCCUGCCGGUGAGGACAAGGUUCCAAGCGUGGAGGACAAGGUUCCUGGCGCUGAGGAAAAGGUUUUUGGCAUUGAGCACAAGGUUCCUGGCGGUGCGGACAAGGUUCCUGGCGGUGAAGACAAUGUUCCUGGCGGUGAGGACAAGGUUCCUGGCGGUGAUGACAAGAUUCCUGGGGCUAAGGAAAAGGUUUUUGGCGUUGAGUACAAAGUUCCUGGCGGUAAGGACAAGGUUCCUGGCAGUGAGGACAAGGUUCGAAGCGGUGAGGACAAGGUUCCGGGCGCUGAGGAAAAGGUUUUUGGCGUUGACUACAAAGUUCCUGGCGGUGAGGUCAAGGUUCCUGGCAGUGAGGACAAGGUUCCAAGCGGUGAGGACAGGGUUCUGCGCGCUGAAGAAAAGGUUUUUGGCGUUGAGUACAAAGUUUCCGGCGGUGAGGACAAGGUUCCUGUCGGUAAGGAAAGGGGUCCAAGCCGUUAGCACAAGGUUCCUGGCGGUGAGGACAAGGUUCCUGGCGCUGAGGAAAAGGUUUUUGGCGUUGGGUACAAAGUUCCUGGCGGUGAGAACAAGGUUCCAAGCGGCGAGGACAAAGUCCUGGCGCUGAGGAAAAAGUUUUUGGCGUUGAGUCCAAAAUUCUUGGCGGUCAGGACAAGGUUCCUGGCGGUGAGAACAAGGUUCCUGGCGGUGACGACAAGGUUUCUGGUGGUGAGGACUAGGUUCCAAGCGGUGAGGACCAGGUUCCUGGCGGUGAGGACAAGCUUCCUGGCGCGCGCUGAGGAAAAGGUUUUUGGCGUUGAGUACAAAGUUCCUGGAGGUGAGGACAAGGUUCCUGGCGGUGAGGACUAGGUUCCAACCGGUGACGACAAGGUUCCUGGCGCUAAGGAAAAGGUUUUUGGCGUUUAGUACAAAGUUCCUGGCGGUGAGCACAAGUUUCCUGGCGGUGAGGACAAGGUUCCAAGCGGUUAGCACAAGGUUCCUGGCGGUGAGGACAAGGUUCGUGGCGCUGAGGAAAAGGUUUUUUGGCGUUGGGUACAAAGUUCCUGGCGGUGAGGACAAGGUUCCUGGCGGUGAGGACAAGGUUCCAAGCGGGGAGGACAAGGUUCCUGGCGCUGAGGAAAAGGUUUUUGCCGUUGAGUACAAAGUUCCUGGCGGUUAGGACAAGGUUACUGGCGGUGAAGACAAGGUUCCUGGUAGUGGGGACAAGGUUCCUGGCGGUGAGGACAACGUUGCUGGCGGUGAGGAGAAGGUUCCUGGCGGUGAGGACAAGGUUCCUGGCGGUUAGGACAUGGCUCCGGGACGUGAGGGCUGGGUCCCUGGCGGUGAGGACAAGAUUUCCUGGCGGUGAGGACAAGUUUCCUGGCGGUGAAGACAAGGUUUCUGGCGGUGUGGGGAAGGUUGCAAACAAUGAAAACAAGGUUCCCGACCCUGAGGAAAGGUGUUUGGCGUUGAGUACAAAGUUCCUGGCGGUGAGGACAAGGUUCCUGACAGUCAGGACAAGGUUCCAAGCGGGGACGACAAGGUUCCUGGCGCUGAGGAAAAGGUUUUUAGCGUUGAGUACAAAAUUCCUCGCGGUGAGGACAAGGUUCCUGGUGGUGAGAGCAAGGUUCCUGGCGGUGAAGACAAGGUUUCAGGCGGUGAGGACUAGGUUCCAAGCGGUGAGGACAAGGUUCCUGGCGGAGAGGACAAGGUUCCUGGAGCUGAGGAAAAGGUUUUUAGCGUUGACUACAAAGCUCCUGGCGGUGAGGUCAGGGUUCCUGGCAGUGAGGACAAGGUUCCAAGCGGUGAGGACAGGGUUCCGCACGCUGAAGAAAAGGUUUUUGGCUUUGAGUACAAAGUUUCUGGCGGUGAGGACAAGGUUCCUGGCGGUGAGGACAAGGUUCCUGGCGGUAAGGACAAGGUUCCUGGCGGUGAGGACAAGGUUCCUGGCGGUGAUGACAAGGUUCCUGGGGCUGAGGAAAAAGGUUUUUGGCGUUGAGUACAAAGUUCCUGGCGGUGAGGACAAGGUUCCUGGCAAUGAGGACAAGGUUCCAAGCUGUGAGGGCAGGGUUCCUGGCGCUGAGGAAAAGGUUUUUGGCCUUGAGUACAAAGUUCUUGGCGGUGAGGACAAGGUUCCUGGCAUUGAGGACAAGGAUCGAAGCGGUGAGGACAGGGUCCUGGCGGUGAGGAAAAGGUUUUUCGCGUUGAGUACAAAGUUCCUGUCGGUGAGGACUAGGUUCCAGGCAGUGAGGUCAAGGUUCCAAGCUGUGAGGACAGGGUUCCUGGCGCUGAGGAAAAGGUUUUUGGCCUUGAGUACAAAGUUCCUGGCGGUGAGGCCAAGGUUCCUGGCGGUCAGGACAAGUGUCCUGGCGGUGAGGUCAAGGUUCCUGGCGGUGAGGACAAGGUUCCUAGCGCUGAGGCAAAGGUUUUUGACGAUGAGUACAAAGUUCCUGGCGGUGAGGACAAGUUUCUGGCGGUGAGGACAAGGUUCCUGGCGCUGAGGAAAAGUUUUUGGCGUUGAGUACAAAGUUCCUGGCGGUGAGGACAAGCUUACUGGCGGUGAAGACAAGGUUCCUGGUAGUGGGGACAAGGUUCCCGGCGGUAAGGACAAGGUUCCUGGCGGUGAGGACAAUGUUCCUGGCGGUGAGGACAAGGUUUCUGGCGGUGAGAACAAGAUUCUUGGCGGUAAGGAUAAUGUUCCUGGCGGUGAGGACAAGGUUCCUGGUGGUGAGGACAAGAUUCCUGACGGAGAGGCCAACGUUGCUGGCGGUGAGGAGAAGGCUGCUGGCGGUGAGGACAAGGUUCCUGACGGUUAGGACAAGUCUCCUGGGCGUGAGGGCUGGGUCCCUGGCGGUGAGGACAAGAUUUCCUGGCGGUGAGGACAAGUUUCCUGGCAGUGAAGACAAGGUUUCUGGCGGUGUGGGCAAGGUUACAAACGGUGAAGACAAGGUUCCUGGCCCUGAGGAAAAGGUUUUUGGCGUUGAGUACCAAAGUUCCUGGCGGUGAGGACAAGGUUCCUGGCGGUCAGGACAAGGUUCCUGGGAGUGAGGACAAGGUUACUGGCGGUGAGGACAAGGUUCCUGGUGGUGAGGGCAAAGUUCCUAGCGCUGAGGAAAGGUUUUUGGCGUUGAGUACAAAGUUCCUGGCGGUGAGGACAAGGUUACUGGCGGUGAAGGCAAGGUUCCUGGCAGUGGUAACAAAGUUCCUGGGGGUGAGGACAAGGUUCCUGGCGGUGAGAGCAAGGUUCCUGGCGGUGAGGACAAGGUUCCUAGCGCUGAGGAAAAGGUUUUUGGCGUUGACUACAAAGUUCCUGGCGGUGAGGACAAGGUUUCUGGCGGUGAGGACAAGGUUCCAAGCUGUGAGGACAAGGUUCCUAGCGCUGAGGAAAGGUUUUUGGCGUUGAGUACAAAGUUCCUGAAGGUGAGGUCAAGGUUACUGGCGGUGAAGACAAGGUUCCUGGCAGUGGGGACAAGGUUCCUGGCGGUGAGGACAAGGUUCCUGGCGGUGAGGGCGAGGUUCCUAGCGGUGAGGACAAGGUUCCUGGCGGUGAGGACAAGGUUUUUGGCGUUGAGUACAAAGUUCCUGUCGGUGAGGACAAGGUUACUGGCGGUGAAGACAAGGUUCCUGGCAGUGAGGACAAGGUUCCAGGAGGUGACGACAAGUUUCCUGGCGGUGAGAAGAAGGUUCCUGGCGGUGGGGACAAGGUUCUGGGCGGUGAGGACAAUGUUCCUAGCGCUGAGGAAAAGGUUUUUGACGUUGAGUACAAAGUUCCUGGCGGUGAGGACAAGGUUACUGGCGGUGAAGACAAGGUUCCUGGCAGUGGGGACAAGGCUCCUGGCGGUGAGGACAAGGUUCCUGGCGGUGAGGGAAAGGUUCCUGGCGGUGAGGAUAAGGUUCCUGGCGGUGAGGACAAGGUUCCUGGCGGUGGGGGCAAGGUUCCUGGCGGUGAGGACAAGCUUCCUGGCCGUGAGGACAAGGUUCCUGGCGGUGAGGAGAAGGUUCCUCGCGCUGAGGAGAAUGUUCCAAGCGGUGAGGACAAGGUUCCAAGCGUUGAGGAAAUGUUUUUGGCGUUGAGUACAAUGUUCCUGGCGGUGAGGACAAGGUUCCUGGCGGUGAUGACAAGGUUCCUGGGGCUGAGGAAAAGGUUUUUGGCGUUGAGUAGAAAGUUCCUGGCGGUGAGGACAAGGUUCCUGGCAGAGAGGACAAGGUUCCAAGCGAUGAGGACGGGGUUCCAGGGGCUGAGGAAAGGCUUUUGGCUUUGAGUACAAAGUUCCUGGCGGUGAGGUCAAGGUUCCUAGCGGUGAGGGCAAGGUUCCAAGCGGUGAGGGCAAGGUUCCUGGCGGUGAGGACAAGGUUCCUGGCGCUGAGGAAAAGGUUUUUGGCGUUGAGUACUGGCGGUGAUGACAAGGUUCCUGGGCCUGAGCAAAAGUUUUUGGCGUUGAGUACAAAGUUUCUGGCGGUGAGGACUAGGUUCCUGGCAGUGAGGACAAGGUUCCAAGCGGUUAGGCAAGGUUCCUGGCGGUGAGGACAAAGUUCCUGGCGCUGACGAAAAGGUGUUUGGCGUUGGGUACAAAGUUUCUGGCGGUGAGGACAAGGUAUCAAUCGGUUAGGACAAGGUUCCUGGCGGUCAGGACAAGGUUCCUGCCAGUGAGGACAAGUUUCCUGGCGGUGAGGUCAUGGUUCAUGGCGGUGAGGACAAGGUUCCUAGCGCUGACGAAAAGGUUUUUGGCGUUGAGCACAAAGUUCCUGGCAGUAAGGACAAGGUUCCUGGCGGUGAAGACAAGGUUCCUGGCGGUGAGGAGAAGGUUCCUGGCGGUGAGAACAAGGUUCCAAGCGGGGAGGACAAGGUCCUGGCGCUGAGGAAAAGGUUUUUGGCGUUGAGUACAAAAUUCUUGACGGUCAGGACAAGGUUCCUGGCGGUGAGAACAAGGUUCCUGGCGGUGAAGACAAGGUUUCUGGUGGUGAGGACUAGGUUCCAAGCGGUGAGGACAAGGUUCCUGGCGGUGAGGACUAGGUUCCAACCGGUGACGACAAGUUCCUGGCGCUAAGGAAAAGGUUUUUGGCGUUUAGUACAAAGUUCCUGGCGGUGAGGACAAGUUUCCUGGCGGUGAGGACAAGGUUCCUGGCGGUAAGGAAAAGGUUCCUGGCGGUGAGAACAAGGUUCCUGGCGGUGAGGACAAGGUUCCUGGCGGUGAGGACAAGGUUCCUGUCGGAGAGGACAAGGUCCCUGGCGGUGAGGAAAAGGUUUUUGGCGUUGAGUACAAAGUUCCUGGCGGUAAGGACAAGGUUCCUGGCGGUAAGGACAAGGUUGCAAGCGGUGAGGACAGGGUUUCUGGCGCUGAAGAAAAGGUUUUUGGCGUUGAGUACAAAGUUUCUGGCGGUGAGGACAAGGUUCCUGGAGUUCAGGACAAGGUUCCUGGCAGUGAGGACAAGGUUCCUGGCGGUGAGGACAAGGUUCCUGGCUGUGAAGACAAGGUUCCUGCCGGUGAGGACAAGGUUUCUGGCCGUGAGGACGACAUCCUCGGCGGUAAGGACAAGGUUUCUGGCGGUGAAGACAAGGUUCCUGGCGGUGAGGACUAGGUUCCAAGCGGUGAGGACAAGGAUACUGGCGGUGAGGAGAAGGUUCCUGGCCCUGAGGAAAAGGUGUUUGCGUUGAGUACAAAGUUCCUGGCGGCGAGGUCAAGGUUCCUGGCGUUGAGGAAAAGGUUCCAAGCGGUGAGGACAGGGUUCCAGGCGCUGAAGAAAAGGUUUUUGGCGUUGAGUACAAAGUUUCUGUCGGUGAGGACAAGGUUUCUGCCGGUGAGGACAAGGUUCCUGGCGGUAAGGGCAAGGUUGCAAGCGGUGAGGACAGGGUUUCUGGCGCUGAAGAAAAGGUUUCUGGCGGUGAGGACAAGGUUCCAAGUGGUGAGGACAAGGUUGCCGGCGCUGAGGAAAGGUUUUUGGCGUUGAGUACAAAGUUCCUGGCGGUGAGGACAAGGUUACAGGGGUGAAGACAAGGUUCCUUGCGGUGGGGACAAGGUUCUUGGCGGUGAGGACAAGGUUCAUGGCGGUGAGGACAAGGUUCCUGGCGGUGAGGACAAGUUUCCUGCCGGUGAGGACAAGAUUCUUGGUUGUAAGGACAAGGUUCCUGGGCGUGAGGGCAGGGUCGCUGGGGGUGAGGACAAGAUUCCUCACGGAAAGGCCAACGUUGCUGGCGGUGAGGAGAAGGUUCCCGGCGGUGAGGACAAGGUUGCUGGCGGUUAGGACAAGGUUCCUGGUCGUGAGGGCAGGGUCCCUGUGGGUGAGGACAAGAUUUCCGGGCGGUUAGGGCAAGGUUCCUGGCAGUGAAGACAAGGUUUCUGGCGGUAAGGACAAGGUUCCAAACGAUGAAGACAAGGUUCCUGGCGCUGAGGAAAAGGUUUUUGGCGUUGAGUACAAAGUUGCUGCCGGUUAGCACAAGGUUGCUGGCGGUGAGGGCAAGGUUCUUGGCAGCGAGGACAAGGCUCCUGGCGGUGAGGACAAUGUUCUUGGCUGUGAGGACAAGGUUCCUGCCGCUGAGGAAAAUCUUUUUGGCGUUCCGUACAAAGUUCCUGGCGAUCAGGACAAGGUUGCUGCCGGUCGGGACAAGGUUCCAAGCGGGAAGGACAAGGUUCCUGGCGCUGAGAAAAAGGUUUUUAGCGUUGAGUACAAAGUUCCUUGCGAUGAGGACAAGGUUUCCGGUGGUGAGGACAAGGUUCCUGGCGGUGAAGACAAGGUUCCUGGCGGCGAGGACAAGCUUGCUGCCGCUGAGGAAAAGGUUUUUGGCGUUGAGUACAAAGUUCCUGGCGGUGAGGACUACGUUCCUGGCAGUGAGGACAAGGUACCAAGCGGUUAGGACAAGGUUCUUGGCGGUGAGAACAAGGUUCCUGGCGGUGAAGACAAGGUUUCUGGCGGUGAGGACUAUGUUCCAAGCGGUGAGGACAAGGUUCCUGGCGGUGAGGACAAGGUUCCUGGCGCUGAGGAAAAGGUUUUUGGCGUUGACUACAAAGUUCCUGGCGGUGAGGUCAAGGUUCCUGGCAGUGAGGACAAGGUUCCAAGCGGUGAGGACAGGGUUCCGCGCGCUGAAGAAAAGGUUUUUGGCGUUGAGUACAAAGUUUCUGGCGGUGAGGACAAGGUUCCUGGCGGUAAGGACAAGGUUCCUGGCGGUGAGGACAAGGUUCCUGGCGGUUAGGACAAGGUUCCUGGCGGUGAGGACAAGGUUCCUGGCGGUGAAGACAAGGUUUCUGGCGGUGAGGACUAGGUUCCAAGAUGUGAGGACAAGGUUCCUGGCGGUGAGGACAAGGUUCCUGGCGCUGAGGAAAAGCAUUUUGGCGUUGACUACAAAGUUCCUGGCGGUGAGGUCAAGGUUCCUGGCAGUGAGGACAAGGUUCCAAGCGGUGGGGAAAAGGUUUUUGGCGUUGAGUACAAAGUUUUUGGCGGUGAGGACAAGGUUCCUCGCGGUGAGGACAAUGUUCUGGCGGUAAGGACAAGGUUCCUGGCGGUAAGGACAAGGUUCCUGGCGGUGAGGACAAGAUUCCUGGCAGAGAGGCCAACGUUGCUGGCGGUGAGGACAAGGUUCCUGGCGGUGAAGACAAGGUUCCUGGCGGCGAGGACAAGGUUGCAAGCGGUGAGGACAAGGUUCCUGGCGGUGAGGACAAGCUUCCUGCCGCUGAGGAAAAGGUUUUUGGCGUUGAGUACAAAGUUCCUGGAGGUGAGGACUACGUUCCUGGCAGUGAGGACAAGGUACCAAGCGGUUAGGACAAGGUUCUUGGGGGUGAGGACAAGGUUCCUGGCGGUGAAGACAAGGUUCCUGGCGGUGAUGACAAGAUUCCUGGGGCUGAGGAAAAGGUUUUUGGCGUUGAGUAGAAAGUUCCUGGCGGUGACGACAAUGUUCGUGGCAGUGAGGACAAGCUUCCAAGCGGUGAGGACAGGGUUCCUGGCGGUGAGGACAAGGCUCCUGGCGAUGAGGAAAAGGUUUUUAGCGUUGAGUACAAAGUUCCUGGCGGUGAGGACUACGUUCCUGGCAGUAAGGACAAGGUUCCAAGCGAUUAGGACAAGGUUCCUGGCGGUAAGGACAAAGUUCCUGGCGCUGACGAAAAGGUGUUUGGCGUUGGGUCCAAAGUUCCUGGCGGUGAGGACAAGGUACCAAGCGGUUAUGACAAAGUUCCUGGCGGUGAGGACAAGGUUCCAAGCGGGGAGGACAAGGUUCCUGGCGCAGAGGAAAAGGUUUUUGGCGUUGAGUACAAAGUUCCUGGCGGUGUGGACAAGGUUCCUGGCGGUGAGGACAAGGUUCCUGGCGGUGAAGACAAGGUUCCUGCCGGUGAGGACAAGGUUCCAAGCGGUGAGGACAUGGUUCCUGGCGGUGAUGACAAGGUUCCUGGGGCUGAGGAAAAGGUUUUUGGCGUUGAGUAGAAAGUUCCUGGCGGUGAGGACAAGGUUGCUGGCAGUGAGGACAAGUUUCCAAGAGGUGUGGACAGGGUUCCUGGAGCUGAGGAAAAAGUUUUUGGCUUUGAGUACAAAGUUCCUGGCUGUGAGGACAAGGUUCCUGGCGGUGAGGACAAGGUUCCAAGCGGUGAGGGCAAGGUUCCUGGCGGUGAGGACAAGGUUCCUGGCGCUGAGGAAAAGGUUUUUGGCGUUGAGUACAAAGUUCGUGUCGGUGAGGAGUAGGUUGCUGGCAGAGAGGACAAGGUUCCAAGCGGUUAGGACAAGGUUCCUGGCGGUGAGGACAAAGUUCCUGGCGCUGACGAAAAGGUGUUUGGCGUUGUGUACAAAGCUCCUGUAGGUGAGGACAAGGUACCAAACGGUUAGGACAAGGUGCCUGGCGGUCAGGACAAGGUUCCUGCCAGUAAGGACAAGGUUCCUGUCGGUGAGGUCAAGGUUCCUGGCGGUGAGGACAAGGUUCCUAGCGCUGACGAAAAGGUUUUUGGCGUUGAGCACAAAGUUCCUGGCGGUGAGGACAAGGUUUCUGGCGGUGAGGACAAAAUUCCAAGCGGUGCGGACAAGGUUCCUGGCGCUGAGGAAAGAUUUUUGGCGUUGAGUACAAAGUUCCUGGCGGUGAGGACAAGGUUCCUGGCGGUGAGGACAAGGUUCCUGGAGCUGAGGACAAGGUUCCAAGCGGUGAGGACAAGGUUCCUGGCGGUGAGGACAAGAUUUCUGCCGGUGAGGCCAACGUUCCUUGCGGUGAGGACAAGGUUCCUGGCGGUGAGGACAAGGUUCCAUGCGGUGAAGACAAGGUUCCUGGCGGUGAGGACAAGGUUCCAUGCGGUGAAGACAAGGUUCCUGAAGCUCAAGAAAAGGUUUUUGCGUUGAGUACAAAGUUCCUGGGGGUGAGGACAAGCAUCCUGGCGCAGAGGAAAAGGUUUUUGGCGUUGAGUACAAAGUUCCUGGCGGUGAGAACAAGGUUCGUGGCGGUGAGGACAAGGUUCCAAGCGCUGACGACAAGGUUCCUGGCGCUGAAGAAAAGGUUUUUGGCGUUGAGUACAAAGUUUCUGCCGGUGAGGACUAGGUUCCUGGCAGUGACGACAAGGUUCCAAGCGGUGAGGACAAGGUUCCUGGCAGUGAGGUCAAGUUCCUGGCGGUGAGGACAAGGUUCCUGGUGCUGAGGAAAAGGUUUUUGGCGUUGAGUACAGAGUUCCUGGCGGUGAGGACUAGGUUCCUGGCAGUGAGGACAAGGUACCAAGCGGUGAGGACAAGGUUCCUGGCGCUGAGGAAAAGGUUUUUGGCGUUGGGUACAAAGUUGCUGGCGGUGAGGAGAAGGUUCCUGGCAGUGAGGACAAGGUUCUAAGCGGGGAGGACAAGGUUCCUGGCGCUGAGGAAAAGGUUUUUGGCGUUGUGUACAAUUUUCUUGGCAGUGACGACAAGGUUCCUGGCGGUGAGAACAAGGUUCCUGGCGGUGAAGACAAGGUUCCGCGCGCUGAAGAAAAGGUUUUUGGCGUUGAGUACAAAGUUUCUGGCGAUGAGAACAAGGUUGCUGGCGGUGAGGACAAUGUUCCUGGCGUUGAGCACAAGGUUCCUGGCGGUGAGGACAAGGUUCUUGGCAGCAAGCACAAAGUUCCCGGCGGUGAGAACAAGGUCCCUGGCGGUGAGGACAAGGUUCCUGGCGGUGAAGACAAGGUUCCUGGGGAGAGGAAAAGGUUCCAAGCGGUGAGGACAAGGUUCCUGGCGGUGAGGACAAGGUUUUUGGCGUUGAGUAGAAAGUUCCUGGUGGUGAGGACUAGGUUCCUGGCAGUGAGGACAAGGUACGAAGCGGUUAGGACAAGGUUCCUGCCGGUGAGGACAAGGUUUCUGGCGCUGAGGAAAAAGUUUUUGGCGUUGGGUUCAAAGUUCCUGGUGCUGAGGACUAGGUUCCUGGCAGGGAGGACAAGGUACCAAGCGGGGAGGACAAGGUUGCUGGCGCUGAAGAAAAGGUUUUUGGCGUUGAGUACAAAGUUCCUGGCGAAGAGGACAAGGUUCCUGGCUGUGAGGACAAGGUUCCUGGCGGCGAAGACGAGGUUCCUGGCGGUGAGGACAAUGUUCCAAGAGGUGAGGACAAGGUUCCUGACGGUGAUGAAAAGGUUCCUGGGGGAGAGGAAAAAGGUUUUUGGCGUUGAGUACAAAGUUCCUGGCGGUGAGGACAAGGUUCGUGGCAGUGAGGACAAGGUUCCAAACUGAGAGGACAGGGUUCCUGGCGCUGAGGAAAAGGUUUUUGGCCUUGAGUACAAAGUUCCUGGCUGUGAGGACAAGGGUCCUGGCGGUGAGGACAAGGUUCCUGGCGGUGAGGACAAGGUUCCUGGCGCUGAGGAAAAGGUUUUGGGCGUUGAGUACAAAGUUGCUGGCAGUGAGGACAAGGUUCCAAGCGGUAAGGACAAGGUUCCUGGCGGUGAGGACAAGGUUCCUGGCGGUGAGGACAACAUUCCUGGGGGUGAGGUCAACGUUCUUGGCGGUGAGGACAAGGUUCCUGGCGGAGAGGCCAAGGUUCCCGGCGGUGAAGACAAGGUCCCUGGCGGUGAGGACAAGGUUCCUGGCGGUGAGGACAAGGUUGCUAGCGCUGAGGAAAAGGUUUUUGGCGUUGAGUACAAAGUUCCUGGCGGUCAGACAAGGUUCCAAACGGUGAGGACAAGGUUCGUGGCGGUGAGGACAACAUUCCUGGGGGUGAGGUCAACGUUCUUGGCGGUGAGGACAAGGUUCCUGGCGGUGAGGACAAGGUUCCAAGCGGUGAAGACAAGUUUCCUGCCGGUGAGGAAAAGGUUCCAAGCGGUGAGGACAAGGUUCGUGGCGCUGAGGAAAAGGUUUUUUGUGGUGAGGAAAAGGUUUUUGGCGUUGAAUACAAAGUUCCCGGCGGUGAGGACAAGGUUCCUGGCGGUGAGGACAAGGUUCCAAGCGGUGAAGACAAGGUUCCUGGCGGUGAGGAAAAGGUUCCAAGCGCUGAGGAAAAGGUUUUUGGUGCUGAGGAAAAGGUUUUUGGCUUUGAGUACAAAGUUCCCGGCGGUGAGGACAAGGUUCCUGGCGGUGAGGACAAGGUUCCUGGCGCUCAGGAAAAGGUGUUUGUCGUUGAGUACAAAGUUGCUGGCAGUGAGGACAAGGUUCCAAGCUGUAAGGACAAGGUUCCUGGCGGUGAGGAGAAGGUUCCUGGCGGUGAGGACAAGGUUCCAAGCGGUGAAGACAAGGUUCCUGGCGGUGAGGAAAAGGUUCCAAGCGCUGAGGACAAG